GCCAGCCAACAUGGUGUUGCAAAAAUCGUUGCGCACUAACGCGGACAGCGAGAAGGAAAACAAAACAACCGCAGCAGCGUCUGUUAGCGGCGGCGGUACGGGCAGCGGGGGGAGUGAUGCACAUGCAAGUGGUGCCGGGUGUUCUAAACAAACGAAAGAAAAAGCUUCCGACACCCAGAUCGUUGGUUCGGAUGGCGUUAGCUCGAGUGCGGCCGGCUCACCGGAUGCGAGUGGUGGAGAGGGUAACAAGGAUGAGCUGGUUAUUGGUGAGGAGUAUAUGGUCCAGCGGCAGGACGGUUCGUGGCAUUUGGCACAGCUGAUUCAAUCACGUCAAAACCCGUGCGAUCCGAAACAGCUAGAGUACUACAUUCAUUACGAAGGACUUAACCGGCGGCUAGAUCAGUGGGUGACACGGGAUCGAAUAUCGAACGACGGGGUACCGGGAACCAGUCCAACCGGUGCCGGGAGUGAUCGUCCGACUAGUGUCUCUAUUCCAUCGAACGUUUCGGGCGAUGGUACUUCGGCUAGGAAAAGUCCUCUCGGAUCGAGCACGGUUAAUGCCAAAGAUCGAUCUUAUGGGUUAAAGCCGGGUUCGAAGGAAGUCGGUUCGUUGCUGACGAGUGGUGCUGAUUACAUCGGUUCCAGUCUUGAUGGGACGGACACGGAUCGGAAAAUAACGCGCAACCAAAAGCGGCGUCAUGAUGAGAUAAAUCACGUACAGAAAACGUACGCUGAUAUGGACCCAACAACGGCAGCACUUGAGAAAGAGCACGAAGCGAUCACAAAGGUGAAGUACAUCGAUAAACUGCGCAUUGGCAGGUACGAAAUCGACACCUGGUACUUUUCACCCUACCCCGAGGAGUAUGGCAAAGUUGGCACGAUGUACGUGUGCGAGUACUGUCUGCGAUACAUGCGGCUGGCAAAAACCCUAAAAGAACACAAAGCCGUCUGUACCAGACGUCAGCCACCGGGUAACGAAAUCUACCGGAAGGGAACAUUAUCGAUCUUCGAAAUAGACGGCAAAGAUCACCGAUUCUAUUGCCAAACGCUGUGCCUGAUGGCCAAGCUGUUCCUCGAUCACAAAACGCUCUACUACGAUGUGGAUCCGUUUUACUUUUAUGUGCUGUGUGAAAUCGAUCGCGAAGGACAGCACAUCGUGGGGUACUUUUCCAAGGAGAAGGAAUCACCCGAAGGCAAUAAUGUUGCCUGCAUUCUCAUACUUCCACCCUACCAGCGGAAGGGCUACGGCAAACUGCUGAUUGCGUUUAGUUAUGAACUUUCGCGUCGCGAAGGGAUUAUUGGAAGCCCGGAAAAACCGCUGUCCGAUCUCGGCAAACUCAGUUACCGUAGCUAUUGGGCGUACACGCUGCUCAAACUCAUUAAGGACUAUCGGACGACGACGAUAAAGGAACUGAGCGAACUGUCCGGCAUCACGCCGGAAGACAUCAUCUACACGCUGCAGUCGCUGAACAUGGUGAAAUAUUGGAAGGGUCAGCAUGUUAUCUGCGUAACGCCAAAACUGAUCCAGGAGCAUCUCCAGAUGCCACAGUUCAAGAAGCCGAAGCUGAUGGUGGACCCGGCAUACCUCAAAUGGACACCGCAGAAGCGCAACAACCCAGCAAAGCAGAUAAAGAAGAAUUAGAUUAAGAAACCCA
This is a messenger RNA of Anopheles maculipalpis, 1655 nucleotides long. Its product is annotated as histone acetyltransferase KAT8-like. Gene Ontology annotation, biological process: regulation of DNA-templated transcription. The record is from RefSeq and is a predicted model, not a curated record. NCBI's taxonomy places the organism in Eukaryota, Metazoa, Arthropoda, Insecta, Diptera, Culicidae. The transcript has 2 exons. Gene Ontology annotation, molecular function: histone acetyltransferase activity. The coding region runs from base 11 to 1642 and encodes 543 amino acids.